CUCUAUUUUUUGGUUUGUUUUUUUAUUGAGAUAUUAAAACUCUGCAUUGCAUACUUUGAUCCACAUGUACAAUGAAUGUGUUCGAUCACAUGGGUUCAUGUUGACAUUUCACAGCCAUGCAGCAUAUUAAUUGACGGCAAUUACAUCUUGUCUUGGCUGGUGAGUUUGGGAAUGUGGAGUUUCCCCACAAGCUUUUCUGUAGCGCCAUUGUUUCUUCUAAUUUAUGCAUGCGGCCUCUUUUUAUCAUACGUAAUGGUGCAGCGUUACGUAACGCGCGUUUAUUUUUUCCCACUUUUUCCAUGGUCUGUGAUGGUGGUAGCAAUGCACGGUAGCAGCAUAGUGUCACAGUCAUUUCUGCAACAUCUCCUCACUGUCCUUUUGCUCUUUCCUCUUUACCCCACUUGUCCCAGUGAGCUCAUUGCCAUGCGCACGUUCUCGCAGGCAAGUGACCUUCAGAGUACUCUUCGUCUACUUUCCUUUUCACACACGCCAGGAGCCCAGUGUCAUAAAAAAUGCACUUUCUUCAGAUUCCAGUUGAUUUAGUCACUCAUCCUUGCUCCGCUCUUUUAAAACCCUUUGUAAGACAACCGUGGCACAUUAAAGAGCAUUACGAGGCGGUGCCAAAACGUGGCUGACCCGGGUGGUGUGUACGCAGGGCUAGUGAAUGGAAUAGAUUGUACGAACAUGCAUCAAUGUACAUUUACAGGGAGCAUCAGGCUUGUGAGUACUGCAGCCUCAGCUGGAUGCAGUCGAUUGCCUUCUUUCUCCCUCCAACCCCAUCUCUCAUCUGUCGGAGCCGUCCACCCCCCUCCAUCCCUCCCUCCAGACCCCCACCACCCCUCCUCCGCCACCUCCCCGCACUCUGUCUCUCUCUCUUUCGUGCUCCCUCUCCCUCUCUCUCUCUCUCUCUCUCUCUCUCUCUCUCUGUGUGCACCUCGAGCUUCGGUAGCGGCACUCUUGAGCAUCCUUGCUGCUGCUAUAAAUAUCUGCUGGAAGCAGUAGAGCGGCAGCAGCAGCAGGCAGGCCAGGGGGAGCUGCCGGAGACUGGACCAGAGGACAGGACAGGUGGAGGAAUUGAAAACAAGUGUGUUGAGAGGAGAAGAUGGUAGAUGAUUAGUUUAGUUUCCUCAAGUAGAGAUCAGAAAGUGUUGUUUGUAAAUGUUUUGGUUGUUGGCCUGUGGUAGUGUUGGGGAGUCAAUGGAGAUUCAGACUGUUAUGGACCAUAUUCAAACUGGACUGCCAAUGGCUGAUGUUGGAGACUCAUUCAAUCUCUUCAGUUGAGAACGGAGCUGCACUUCUACUAUGCCAGGAUCUACAGUCCCCGGACUUAAAACCCACCUGGACCAGGCUGCCGCUCAUUUAGUUUUGUAGAGACAUGCAGGCCGGUAUGGGCCGGGGUGGGGCUGAGAUGUCAUGCUCCUGUGUUGCUGGUGGUGCCUGAGGUCUGAAGCGGUAGAACUGGACAGCAGGAGGGUGGACCACCACGUGUUGAACUGUGAGGCUGGUGCCUCCACCGCCAUCACAGCAGUAGCCCUCGACCAAUGGGAGCCGGAAACGAGCAACGCUGUCUUGAAGCCCUCUCAGAGCGUGAAGAAUUCAACCUUUAGCUUACCAUCCUACCACACCAACAGUAACAGCUAUGAGUACUCUGAGCAGAGCCGACAAAGUGAACACGCGGGCCUCUGUGGACUGUCGAACCUUGGCAACACUUGCUUCAUGAACUCUGCUGUGCAGUGUUUAAGUAAUAUCCCUCCCCUGACGGACUACUUCCUCAAAGACAAGUACACGAGUGAGCUGAAUGUGGACAACCCCCUGGGCAUGAAAGGAGAGAUUGCCAGAGCCUACGCUGAGCUUAUAAAGCAACUGUGGUCAUGCAAAUACAGCUAUGUUACGCCAAGGCCUUUCAAGACCCAAGUGGGCCGCUUUGCCCCUCAAUUCUCAGGCUACCAGCAGCAGGACUCUCAUGAGCUGCUGGCCUUUCUCCUGGAUGGUCUUCACGAAGACUUGAACCGGAUCAGGAAGAAGCCGUACAUCCAGCUGAAGGAUGCCAACGGCCGGCCCGAUAAGGUGGUGGCCGAGGAGGCUUGGGAGAACCACAUCAAGAGGAACGACUCCAUAAUCGUUGACAUCUUUCAUGGCCUGUUUAAGUCUACCUUGGUGUGUCCUGUGUGCUCCAAGGUCUCCGUGACUUUUGAUCCCUUCUGCUACUUGACGCUACCUCUGCCCAUGAAGAAGGAGCGCACACUGGAGGUUUAUCUAGUCAGAUUGGAUCCUCUGGCCAAACCCACGCAGUACAAACUGACUGUGCCAAAGGUGGGCUCCAUCUCAGACCUGUGCACCUCCCUCUCCAGUCUGUCUGGGGUGCCUGUUGAAAAGAUGAUCGUAACAGACAUCUACAGCCACCGUUUCCACCGGAUCUUCGCCACCAAUGACAACCUUAGCAGUAUCAUGGAGAGAGAUGAUAUCUACGUGUUUGAGAUUGCGGUGAACCGAGUGGAGGACACGGACCACGUUGUGAUCCCAGUCCACCUGAGAGAAAAGUACAAACAGUCAGGAUACAACCAGACCAGCACGCCGCUGUUCGGGCAGCCUUUCCUCAUUGCUGUGCCUAGGAUGCUUAAUGAGGACAAACUCUACAACAUGCUUCUACUACGCCUCUGCCGGUUUGUGAGAUCCACUGUAGUGGAAGAUGAGGAUGACUGUGAAGAGACCCAGUCAACCAAACAACACACUGUCAACGGCAAUGCCACCAAUGGCGUAUUGGAGGAGGGGUCGCCAAGUGAAAUGGAGACUGAUGAGCAGGACGAUGAGUCCAGUCAGGAUCAAGAGUUGCCCUCUGAGAAUGACAACAGCCAGUCCGAGGACUCCGUGGGCGGGGACAACGAGCUGGAGAACGGUGUGGUUGCCCCGCAGAUCUCCACGAAAGGCCAACAGACCAGCGGGCACAGCAAAAAGAGACUUUUCACAUUCCAGCUCAAUAACAUGGGAAAAAUUGACUUUUCACUCAUCAAGGAGGACACGAGGCAGAUCCGGUUUGAUGAGGGACACUUACGGCUCAAUGACCGGUCUUAUCUGUCUUUGGAUUGGGAGCCGAAGAAGAAGAAGAAGUACUUUGACGACACGGUUGUUGAGGACUUUGACAAGCACGAGAGCAUGGAGUACAAGCCUCAGAAGAAGGCCUACUACAAGCUAAAAGACUGCAUUGAACUGUUCACCACUAAAGAGAAGCUGGGAGCUGAGGAUCCUUGGUACUGUCCAAACUGUAAGCAACACCAGCAGGCCACAAAGAAGCUGGACCUCUGGUCAUUGCCUCCAGUGUUAGUGGUCCAUCUGAAAAGAUUCUCCUACAGUCGCUACAUGAGGGAUAAACUAGACUCCCUGGUUGACUUCCCACUCAGCGAUCUGGACAUGUCAGAGUUCCUGAUCAACCCCAACAGUGGACCGUGUCGGUAUGACCUCAUCGCUGUCUCCAACCACUAUGGCGGCAUGGGCGGAGGCCACUAUACUGCUUACGCCACGAACACCGAUGAUGGAAAGUGGUACAACUUUGAUGAUAGCAGUGUGUCACUUGCCAGCGAGGAUCAAAUAGUGUCCAAAGCGGGCUACGUGCUCUUCUAUCAGCGCCAGGACACCGUGAAAAGCACCAGCGACUUCGCUCUUGACCGUGAGAAAGAGGAGGACAACGAGGAAGAGGAAGAGGAGGAGGAGGAAGAAGAAGCUGAGGAUGAGGAGGAAAAUGAAGGGAGACGGAGCGCCGCCUCGGUUCGGGGUGCAGCGUCUCCCGUUGCCGCUCGAAGCGAGGACCUGAACGAGAACCGGUGCGGUAAAGGUGACGAGUCGGAACAGGAAGACGAGGAGGAGGUGCCCUGUCGAGAUGUCACCAUGAGCGCCAACUGACAAGCGAGCACAUAAAGAAUAGGAAUGAGCGAGAGAGAGAAAUCUUUCCAUCCAAAGCCAUAUGGAUACACAGCAUGGCAAGCAGGUGCCAUGGGGCCCACCCGGGCUCGCCAGGUGGAGCCGAAGUGGGCGGAACGUUAGCGGUACGCUAAGAAUUCAGAGCCCUCCUCUGUGGCUGAAUCACUGUUUGUGUGUGUGUGUGUGUUUGUGUCACCUGUUGCGUUUUUUUGUUUCUAAAGGAAUUUGUGGCCGUUUGAUUCAGAGCAGUUUGUGUCUUUUAUAUCUCUGAGAGAAAGUUCUGAUUUUAAUAUCCUUAGUUUGUACAUAUUUUAAGCACUGAACAGUCAUGUGGUGUCAAUCUGCGCUGAAGCAUUCUGAACUUGCACAAUCACCAACCAUCCACUUUAAAAAAUAUCUUUUUAAAAUUUUGUUCUUAUUGCCAGACACGGCGGGACUUCAGAGAUGAAUGUGAUGUGACUUUUUUUCUGAUAAACACCAACAAGGUGUGCAGGAAGCUGCCUUCAUUAACGCACACGAUGCGUAUCUCAAGUCUGGACGCUUGUUGGAUUUUCAUUUUUUGUUUUGUUUUCUGAUUAAUUUUUUAAAAAAAUUAUUAUUUAAUGCCAAACUUGUGACGAGCUUCGGUCCGCUGCUCUUGCUGUGACCUUAUUUCACGUCCAGCUCUCUGUGGCCUCUUUUGCCACUCAACCCAAAGCAUGUCUGCAGCAAGAUGCUUUUGUGCUAAAUUAAGACCUUCAAUAAUGACAUGCCAUCGAUUUUACAAAUUAUCGGAGUUGUGUCUUUAAAUAGUCGGCAAUACUUUUUAGUGUUCGGAUAAUGUGUGUGUGUGUGUGUGUGCUCAGCCUUAAAUCUUAAUGUCACACACUUGUCCUCCCCUUUGCAUGCACGGCCCCUUUAAACACACUUGAAUGUCCAGGAGUCAAGAAGCUCUGCUUGGCACGUCACAGCCACAUAAUCUCCUUUUUCGUAGUCCACAGGAGGGCCAGAAUGUAUGCGACCACAUGUAUGUGAUUGCCUUCCCCCCCCCCUUAAAAGGGCCGUAUUUGUUGUUUUUUAUUUUUUUGUUUUCCCUUCUGGUUGGUUGAAUGUGAUGGUGAUGGCUUCUCUCGCCUUUGGACUCUGGCUGAAUGCUUCUUGUUGUGUUUCUGAGCUUCUGGGGGUUAGGGGCUGAGGUUUGGGGGUGAGUCAGCCUUCAAAAUGGAAAAAAAGGCUUUUUCAGCAUUUGGGAUCACGAUUUAUUUCGUGGCAGGUUGUUUGUUCCAGGGUAUUCCUCCAUUGGCGAUGCAUUUAUUCUCCAUGGUGGAGUGUGGCUGUCUUUGCUUUCAGUUUGGCGACCCGUCGCUUUUUGAGCGUCUCUGUGUUUCUCGCCUUGCUUUUGGCCGACUCACUCCUUCCCGAGUGAGCGCGAAUGAGACCGCUACGAUAGACUUAUACCGUACUGUACAUAAGAGUUCACUCUGUGAGUGCACAUUUGAUAAAAGUUUAUUUAUUUAUAUGUAAGCAUUUCAUAAGGAAACAAUAUAUUUAAAACCCAGGCAAGAGUGGAAUGAUUUUGAAUAGAAAUGGUGAGGUGGUGUUGCUUGUGCUCUUGUCAGGGAGUUUUUUGUUUUUUUUGUUUUGUUUUUAAAAAAAAAAAAUUUAAAAAAAAGGAUGUCUCGUUUUUGUGAAUAAUCCAGGCAUCCUUGCAUGAUGAGGGGUUUCCAGGUUUGGCUGCACUUGGGUUUACAUUUGAAAUGUGCAUGUGUAUUUAUACACAAUGUUCAAUAAAGUUGUGUA
Molecule: messenger RNA, 5694 nt
Organism: Phycodurus eques (leafy seadragon)
Lineage: Eukaryota; Metazoa; Chordata; Actinopteri; Syngnathiformes; Syngnathidae
Product: ubiquitin carboxyl-terminal hydrolase 15-like
Exons: 16
Coding region: 1414-3897 (827 amino acids)
Biological process (GO): protein deubiquitination
Molecular function (GO): cysteine-type deubiquitinase activity
Source: RefSeq, a predicted model, not a curated record